AUGUUGUGUUGGGGCAAUGCCUCCUACGGCCAGCUCGGUUUGGGAGGCAUUGAUGAAGAGAUAGUGGUGGAGCCAAGGAAAUGUGACUUCUUCCACGGGAAGCGAGUGCGCGAUGUAGGCUGCGGACGCAAGCACACAGCCUUUGUGCUGGACGAUGGAACAGUAUACACGUGUGGCUGUAAUGAUCUAGGUCAACUGGGCCAUGAGAAGUCCCGGAAGAAACCAGAGCAGGUUGUGGCUCUGGAUGCUCAGAUCAUUGUAGCGGUGUCUUGCGGAGAGUCACAUACGCUUGCCUUGAAUGACAGCGGACAGGUUUUCUCAUGGGGCCUAGGCUCAGAUGGGCAGUUGGGCUUAAACAACUUUGAAGAAUGUUUUCGUGUGCCUAGAAACAUCAAGACUUUGACUGAUGUUCAAAUCACUCAGGUAGCCUGUGGGUACUGGCACUCACUCGCACUUUCAAAAGGGAGCCAAGUUUUCUCCUGGGGUCAGAAUCGAUACGGACAACUCGGGCUCGGAGUAAAUGGACAAAGCAUUUCCACACCCCAAAUUGUCCAGUCUUUGCAGGGCAUUCCUUUUGCUCAAAUAGCAGCAGGAGGAGCUCACAGCUUUGCCCUCACUCUCUCGGGAGCGGUGUUCGGUUGGGGUCGGAACAAGUUCGGUCAGCUGGGUCUCAAUGACAGCAAUGACCGAUCUUUUCCAGCCCUGCUGAAGUCGCUCAGAUCGCAGAGAGUGAUUUUUGUCUCCUGUGGAGAAGAUCACACAGCAGCCCUGACAAAGGAAGGGGGCGUCUUUACAUUCGGAGCGGGAGGAUAUGGUCAGCUAGGGCAUAGCUCUACAAAUCAAGAAAUCAACCCAAGGAAAGUGUUUGAACUCAUGGGAAACAUUGUGACGCAAAUUGCAUGUGGAAGACAGCACACGCUAGCUUUCACACCCUCGUGCGGAAAGAUGGACUCAUUCGGUCUGGGCGGGAACGGGCAACUUGGGACGCGCUCUAGCUGCAACAGAAAAAGCCCAGGUCCCGUGAAGGGUCCCUGGAUACUACAUCAAGGAGACUGUUGUAUCAAGAGGAUUUAUGCAGGAGGAGAUCAAAGCUUUGCUCAUUAUUGUACUGCAAAUAGUCUACAAAACGCUGAUAAUAUGGCGACACCCGAAAGUCCGCGAAGAGUUUGUACCUUGAAUGAGGAAACUGUACAAAAAUGGCUGAAUCACACACCGGGAAGACUGCCGCUAGAAAUCUCCAGUGAGAUUGAUUUGGUGUUCUCAACUGCAAGCUGCCUAAAUGGAUCCUUUUUGUCUAUGAGUCAUCCAGAUCACUACACUACCAGCAGUAAAUGUUCAGGGACAGAUAUGAACAUGGCCCGUCUCUUAUUUCACAGACUGAUUACACCGGACUACCCUGAGAUUUCCCAACAGAUUGCUGCAAGUUUGGAGAAGAAUCUCAUUCCCAGACUAAGCAACUCCCCUCCAGACAUAGAAGCACUGAGACUCUACCUCACUCUUCCAGAAUGUCCUCUUUUCAGUGAUCCCAAUAAUUUUGUGACUAUCGCCAUCCCGUUUGCCAAAUCACUCCUCAGUCUCAAAGAAGCUGCACUUAAAGUGCUAGGAAACUGGUGGUCCACAUUAGAGCACCAAGUCUUCCAGCGGCUGGUGGAGUUGUACAAAGAAGUGGUGGUGUACCUGCUCCAGAUGCACAAGGUGGGAAUUCCGUCAACAGAGCAAAGAAUUUUCACCUGUUUUCUGGACACGUCACUCCGAUUGUUGGAGAUCCUCCACAUGGUGAAUGAGAGAGCUGGUCACAUCAUCCAAUAUGACAAAUUCUACAUACAUGAGUUGGAUGACUUGAUAGACAUCAGAAAUGACUACAUCACAUGGAUUCAGAGACAAAUGUACCCAGUGGGUCAUGACGGCGUGGUGACUAUGUGCAGGUAUCCCUUUGUGUUCGAUGCCCCGGCAAAGACUACUCUGCUACAGACCGAUGCUGUCCUACAAAUGCAGAUGGCUGUAGAUCAGGCUCAAAUGCAAAAUUUGAGUUCCAUGUUCUUGCCUGCUGUGGAAUCCGUAAACCCCUGCCUCAUCCUCAUUGUACGGAGAGAAAAUAUCGUUGGAGACACCAUGGAAGUUCUCAGGAAGUCCAAAAAUGUUGACUACAAGAAACCACUCAAGGUUAUCUUUGUGGGAGAAGAGGCCGUGGAUGCAGGUGGUGUGAGAAAGGAAUUCUUUCUCCUGAUUAUGAAAGAGCUACUAGAUCCAAAGUACGGGAUGUUCCGUUACCACGAGGACUCCAGGCUACUAUGGUUUUCCAGCAAGACUUUUGAGGACAUCGAUUUGUUUAACCUCAUCGGAGUCAUAUGCGGCCUGGCCAUUUACAACCUCACCAUUGUGGAGCUCAACUUUCCAGUGGCUCUGUAUAAGAAGCUUCUGAAGAGGAAUCCCACGUUAGAUGAUCUGAAGGAGCUCAUGCCAGAUGUGGGAAGGAGUCUUCAAUUGUUAUUGGACUACCAUGAAGAUGAUCUUGAGGAAACCUUCUGCUUAAACUUCACCAUCACGGAGGAAAACUAUGGCGCCACAGAAGUGUUGGAACUCAUACCCAACGGUGAAAACAUCACUGUCAAUAAAUCCAACAGGCAAGACUUUGUCAACGCAUACGUCGACUACACGUUCAACACCUCGGUCGCCCCACUCUUCGAGUGCUUUUAUGCAGGCUUCCACAAGGUUUGCGGAGGCAAAGUUCUGGAGUUGUUCCAGCCCAACGAACUGCAAGCCAUGGUGAUCGGCAACACAAACUACGACUGGACCGAACUUGAAAAGAGCACUGAAUAUAAAGGAGAGUACUGGGCAGACCAUCCUACCAUCAAGCUCUUCUGGGAAGUGUUCCACAACCUUCCUUUAGAGAAGAAGAAAGAGUUCCUCUUGUUCCUCACAGGAAGUGACCGCAUACCCAUCUUGGGCAUGAAAAGCCUUAAACUUGUGAUCCAACCAACCAGCGGAGGUGAACAUUACUUGCCCGUGGCCCACACGUGCUUCAACCUCUUGGACCUGCCCAAAUACACCAAUGCGCCAACGCUGCGCGAGAAGCUUCUUCAAGCGAUAGAUCAUAAUCAAGGCUUCAAUCUAGCAUGA
Molecule: messenger RNA, 3120 nt
Organism: Nerophis lumbriciformis (worm pipefish)
Lineage: Eukaryota; Metazoa; Chordata; Actinopteri; Syngnathiformes; Syngnathidae
Source: RefSeq, a predicted model, not a curated record